AUGAGUAUGAUGAAUGGAGCGCAUUCGCGUCGCAUUGCAUGCAAGUUAUGCCGAGAUCGAAAAGUUCGCUGUGGAGGAGAACAGCCAGCAUGCGAGAAGUGCAGACGAGCUGGUGAGGAAUGCGUGUAUCUCUCAAAUCAAAGGCCGACCAAGGCCGAUCUACUUCAAACAGUAGGGGACUUACAAAAACGCCUAUACGAAGCAGAGGCACACAUUGCUAAAAUGAGCGCUUCGAUAGACGCCGUUACUCUAACCCAAAUGGACCCCUUAUACCAGCAAAAUAAUCUGCGCUCAUCUCUGCCGUUGACCAAUGACUUUAUAGAGCCAACACAAACAGCCAUAUCCCAACAACAGAGUGCCUUGAGUCAAUUGCCAGUGGACGGGGACAUGAUUCUCGAUAGCUCGGAUAUUGACUUUAACGCACAAAGCGAACCCUUUGUACAAGGGAGAGACAACCAGCUCCGGCAUAGGGCCAUGCGCGAUUGGUCCUGGUCUCUACCUGUACCAGCAGGUGACACCGAAGAGGCACCAAGGAUAAGCGAAGAAACUGGCGCUGUGAUUCUUGACACUGUUGCCCAGUUUUCCUCAGCAGUGUUCCGCAGCCAGGCUGACGCUUGUGGUAUGGCCACCUCCGUCGCCGACUACAUCGUCUGGCUUCAGAAUGCGCCGCAAGGCGGUAACGGCAUGAUGAAUAACGACCCGAUAUAUAUGGCCCUCCUCGGCACGCUUGAUACUCGUCUGCGAGAGCUAUGCGACGUUAGCCAGUCGAGUAAUAAGAGCGCUUUACAAGAGCUGGUAGCGGCUCUCGAGAAAAUUGCUCAACCAGGCGGAACCACGGCCAUGAGAUUAGCCACCCUUGAAGAGGACCUCAGUAAACAGGUACAAAAACGCGCUGAGUUCUUCCGCACGCGGUAUACCCCAUGUGCACUUCUCAAAGAGCAGCAAGCCCGAGAUAGCUCAUAG
Trichoderma gamsii is the source of this 963-nucleotide messenger RNA. RefSeq lists its product as hypothetical. The record is from RefSeq and is a predicted model, not a curated record. The transcript has 3 exons. Gene Ontology annotation, molecular function: zinc ion binding; DNA-binding transcription factor activity, RNA polymerase II-specific. Gene Ontology annotation, biological process: regulation of DNA-templated transcription. NCBI's taxonomy places the organism in Eukaryota, Fungi, Ascomycota, Sordariomycetes, Hypocreales, Hypocreaceae. Bases 1 to 963 code for a protein of 320 amino acids.